Colletotrichum spaethianum is the source of this 1497-nucleotide messenger RNA. Its product is annotated as mannan endo-1,6-alpha-mannosidase DCW1. Bases 1 to 1497 code for a protein of 498 amino acids. Gene Ontology annotation, molecular function: mannan endo-1,6-alpha-mannosidase activity. The record is from RefSeq and is a predicted model, not a curated record. Gene Ontology annotation, biological process: carbohydrate catabolic process; fungal-type cell wall biogenesis. NCBI's taxonomy places the organism in Eukaryota, Fungi, Ascomycota, Sordariomycetes, Glomerellales, Glomerellaceae. The transcript is spliced from 4 exons.
AUGCUGCCUUGCCUCAUUUCGGGCGCUUUGCCCGUGGCGUUGCUGGUCUUCUCCGGGGCUGUAGAUGCAGCGUAUUCAAUCGACACAAGAGAAGAUAUCCUUACAACCGCAAGCACACUGGCCUACGAUCUCAUGAAAUUCUACGAUGGAAAUCAAACAGGCAAAAUCCCCGGCAUUUUGCCAGGACCACCAGACUCUGGCACCGGUGAUUACUACUGGUGGCAGGGCGGCGCCAUGAUGGGGACCUAUGUUGACUAUUGGUAUUAUACGGGCGACGACAGCUACAACCACGUUAUUACAGAAGGAAUGCUGCAUCAGACAGGAAGCGACCGCGAUUACAUGCCUCAAAACCACACCCUCUCUCUCGGCAACGAUGACCAAGGAUUCUGGGGCAUGACGGCAAUGCUCGCGGCCGAGAACAAGUUUCCCGAUCCGCCGGAAGACAAACCACAAUGGCUCGCCCUCGCACAAGCCGUAUGGACAACCCAAGCGGAUCCCGAAAGACACGACAGCACCUGCGGUGGUGGCAUGCGUUGGCAGGUACCCAGAACCAACGUAGGUUACGACUACAAGAAUACCAUCUCGAACGGCUGCUUCUUCAACAUCGGCGCCCGCCUGGCUCGGUAUACCGGCAACGAUACGUACGCCCGAUACGCAGAAGAAACUUGGGAUUGGCUGUGGGCUGUAAAUUACAUUGACCAUGAGAAUUGGAGAGUGUAUGACGGCGGCCAUGUUCCUCAAAACUGUACAAACAUCUUCAAGGCUACCUUUUCCUACAACAUUGGUGUUCUGAUGCAGGGCUGUGCUUUCCUCGCUAACUAUACGGGAGAGCAAAAGUGGCUCGACCGCACCCAAGCCUUGGCGAACCGCGCGAUCGAAGACUUCUUCGCUGAUGGCGCUGCCUAUGAGAUUCCUUGCGAAUUUGAAACCGGACGCUGCUCACAGGACAUGCUGAGCUUCAAAGGCUAUCUCCACCGCUGGAUGACUGUAGUAACACAGCUCGUGCCCUCGACGCGUGAUCUCAUCAUGCCAGUCUUGCGCAACUCGACAGCAUCGGCUAUCAGACAGUGCACCGGUGGCGCGACGGGGCGAGUCUGUGGUUUCUACUGGACGAGAGGCGAGUUCAUCGACCCGGCAGUAGACAAGACAAGCGGUGCCGGUGAGGCCAUGAACGUACUGGCGGCAGUACAAAGCCUUUUGGAGGUCAGCCCUCCGGCUACGAAUGAUACUGGUGGUACCUCCAAGGGCGAUCCAAAUGCCGGUUUAAACUCGAAUCCUUUCAAGGAACCUUCACCUAUAACCACUGGCGACCGUGCCGGUGCUGGUAUCCUGACGGUUGUUGUCCUUGUUAGUGCUGUGGCUAUAUGGGGUUGGAUGUCAAUUCCCCACGCAGAAUGGAAUGAGACCAAGAACAAAGAGAAAGAGAAGAUCAGUCCGAAAAGCACGCAUCUCAAUGUCUCGCAAGAAAGCGUCGCUCCGGCUAAUGUGGUAAGCUAG